Messenger RNA from Drosophila rhopaloa, 4225 nucleotides. RefSeq names its product actin cytoskeleton-regulatory complex protein PAN1 (gene PIP82). Lineage: Eukaryota; Metazoa; Arthropoda; Insecta; Diptera; Drosophilidae. The record is from RefSeq and is a predicted model, not a curated record.
CCUCUUCAAACUGGCUAAAAUGCUGAACUGCAACGGACGUUCCCAGUUUCUAGCUUUCGGUUUCGGUCCCCAAACGCAUUACUGAUAUAGUGGAUAUAUCUUAGCUGUGGUGCGAUGAACUACCAGCAACAGCAGCAGCACCAGUUCCAUCACUACCAUCAUCAUAUCCAUCAAGUGCAAUCGGAAUCGCAGUUGGAGCGACGUAACUCCGUAACUUCGGAGCAAAAUCCCAAUAGGAAUACGGAUCGCAUUGGUUCCACUAUGGAUUUCCGAAAUCUAUGUCAGCGCAUCGAUGUAGAGAAUUUGAGAUCGAAAUUGCCUCAACUGAAGUUGCCCAAAUCGUUGCCCAAGUUGCGCGGUCGCAAGAUUUUUCGCAGCUCCAAGAGCGGAGCAGAUGCAGCCGGUGGAGCAGCAGCAGGAUCCACGAAAGAUGGAGGACAGCCACAGCAAUCUCAUCUCCAGGUGGCCCCCCAGUCCCAGCAGUUUAUCAACAGGACGCCCCAGAGGAUCUCGACCAUCAGUUCGCUGAUGUACGAGGGUGAUCACGAGGAGGGCCGGGCAAACCUGGGACGAUCACAGCCGGGAACGUAUAGAAGUGCUGGGAGUCUCGACGACGAUUACUAUGCACCCGGAAGCGGGGAAAGGGCUUCGCGACCCAUCAGUCCCAUCAAAAUACCAACUGGCGGGGCAGACACCCCUCCGACUGGGAAUUCCCGCACCACGUUAACCCAACGAUUGCAGAAGGGCUACAAGAGUCUCAGCGAACUGAGGCUGAAACACAUCUUCGCCAAGCAAACGACGGUACGAAAGGACAACAUCGAGGUGGAUCGCUAUGUGGAGCAGUACGAGCGGGAGCUGAAAUCGGAGAAACUGGCCCGGGAACGCAGGGAUCGCGAAAUAGCCGAGAACUAUGACAUCAAGAUCAAAACAUUGGUGGGCACCCGUCAAAACACCUUCGACGACGACGAGGUGGAGCACGAACAGUUCGAGAAGGGCAAGAUCAGCCACGAAACCGAUGAGAGCGGCAUGGAGGCCACACCGCCACUACCAAGUCGCCGAAAGCCAGGUAUAGCCGCCACCAGAUUCGCAAAGGUUAGGAAGCCUCCUUUGGAAAUGGAGGAGCAGGCGGCCGCGGAAGUGGAAUCAUCAGCAAACCAAGUGCCACCUCCACGACGUCCCAGUAGCUAUAAGCAAUUGCUCAACAAGUUGCCCCAUCUACCAAGUCUACCCAAUCUGCCACAACUCUCCAGGGGCAAAGAGGAGGCGUCCAAGACCGAUGAGAAUGCUGAGGAGAAUAAUCCCAGCUCAAAGUUGGGCAUUAGGCAAAACAUCAAGAGGCUUAGAAAGUCCAUUAAACGGCCAGCCAAGAUCAAGCCCAAGGCCACCACAGAUUCGGAUGAGGAAGAGGACGGCGAGGGCGAGGGCGAUAAGCCCAAGGAUCAACCUGGCAAAAGCUCCUCCAUGAAUCUGAGAGCACGUCUCAGUCGAUUUGCAUCCACAGAACAGCUCCAGCAGCGUUGGCGAAAGAGCUUCAAGAGUUCGAAGGAAUCCAAAGAGGGCGAAGGAACACCGGGUGCAAAUGUAGAGCCCACGGCGACAUCUGGAGUUCUGGGCGGCCUGCUCCUGGGCUCUCAGCUGGAGAAGACCCUGGCCAAACUCAAUGAGAAGGUGCAUCAGCUUAAGUUUUUUCAGCGCCACUCCAGCCAAAACCCGGAAAUGUCGCAACCCAAACCCAAUACAGUGGGCCACGAGCCGGUCGAAAUCGAUGAUGACGAGGAACUGGCGGCCACCUACCAUCGCAGCGAUAGCCUCGAGAAUGAGAACGACCAGAACGAUGACAGUGGCGAAGAUAUAUCCGCUGAAGAGGCGUUUGGCCAGAUCCAGCCGGAGGAUCCGGAUCAGGCAAGGAAGGGUCCAUCCCUAUCGGGAACUGCGGCCACCCACGCUGCUCGCCAGAUGGCGAAGCUGGCUGAGAUUCAGGCGGCGUCAAAGAGCGGAGCGGCUGCCUGGAGCAGCGAAUCGCUGGAGGAGAUAGCCGACGAGGACUAUCCGAGGGUUCUUAUCCACCAGGAGCACUCCGAUGCCUACGAGUCCACGCUGAUCAUAGCGGUUGCCUCGAAGGGCUCCGUUUCUCCGGGCAUCAGAAGUGUCGGUUAUUCGCCUCGCCCUGGCGUUAAAAGUUUCCCUGCUACUGGCCCCAGAGGUUCUCCCUAUCCUGAGAUCACAAUUUCAUCUUCUGGACCACGGAGCUCGUCCUGUUCACCGUCCUCUGGUUAUCCUGGUGAUUCGGGUGCCCAACCGACGGCUAAGAGAAGUCCAUCGCCGGAAUUCAAGACCCCAGCAGCGGGCAUCAAAGUCCCACCAGCUGAGGCCAACGCUUGGUUGCCCAACGAACAGAUCAUCGCCGGCUUCAAGGAGCAGGCAUCCUGGCCAGCUCCGACAUUGUACAAGCCCAAGAGCAUCGAUAUAUUCGAGGCGUCGGCGGGCGGCUCCGCAGCCUUUGCCGAUUUCGAUGAGGCCCUGCGAAAUGCCCCAGUUUUGAGGAUAAGUGCUGGGAGUAGUAUCGAUACUACUACCAGUGGCGAGGAGGCGGACGACAGCAGCUCCCGGGUCACUAGGAUACGGGUGCAGAGUCCACAGAUCGGGAAUAGUAGGGAGAGCCUGAUGGCCCAGGAGGAGGAGGACGAAGAGGAUGCGGAGUUGGCUGAGGAGCAGGAGCAGGAGCAGGACCGGUACUCGGAGAGGGACGCCUCGGAGCGACCGCCAUCAGAGUCGCCACCGCCGCCGCCACUUCCACAGCGACGACCGCCUAAACGCCCGGCAACGCCACCCAUUUACGAUGCAGUGCCUCCGCCGCUGCCCAUCAGCAAACCACCGCCCCCUCCCCCAGAAACUGUUGCUACCGCAGUAGCACCCGCUGCUCCUGCCAGUCGAGGUAUACCCCAGAGAAGCGCCUCCAUGUCGCGACCGGCCAAGCCCCUGGUCAAAACCAGUUCCCUGCGACUCACCUACAACGAGCAGGUGCGACCAGGGGAUGUGGGCAAGGUCAAUAAGCUGAUAUCCCGUUUCGAGGGCGGUAGACCCCGACUUUGUCCACGGAGGAUGCACAGCGAGGAGUACGAGCGAAGUGGCCAAGAAGAGGACGAGGUGGAGCCGGAGAUGGAGCAAAUCUUGGAGCUUCAAAUAACCGAAAGACAGACCAUGGACUCGGUGACACCCACGAAUCGGGCUGUGGUAAUACCACAAAUAACUCUCAAUAACAACAAUGCAAGGCAAACAACCGACGAACAGGACGAGAUCGCAAGAAGUAGGAAAAAGAAGUCCAUGGAAUUAGCUCUGGAUCGCCAGAACUCCAAUUGCAGCAGAUCGGAGUACGGUUCUCCGUUAUCCUUUCCCAGCAGCCGGCGAAGUUCGACGCCCACGAACAUCAACUCCAACUCCAAUCCCAUUCCGAACCACAGUUCCAAUCUCAACCAGAAUCCCGUUCAAGUCCUCCAGCAUCAACGACGCAGCCGACGGUCAAUGACCCGCGAUGAUGACAAUUUCUAUAGCUUCGAUAGCGACGAAGAGAACAGCUACUAUUCCAUAAGUCCCUCGGGCAGCAGUCGCUAUGUGGUGGAGAUCUGAGCGAUAAAUUAGGAAAAUAUUUUAUAGGCCCUGCUUAUUGAGUGCUUUAAACACAAAAAAAAAAUAAAUAAGUAUUAAUAACAUAUAUUUAACCAAAAAUAAGGAGAUAAUCAAAAAUAGCUGCAGUUAAACCCAAAGCUUCCAAAACAAAUCAUGUGAAAUUUUAAUAAUAAAAUACCAAGGUGAAGCAAUGUUUUCAAACCAAAUAUGUACUUUGUGUAUAUCCAAAUCUACAAAAUUAAAUUUUUUUUCUCUAGCUUAAGCUUUUAUUUAAAAUAACUUAAAAGAAAAGACCAAAAAUAAACAAUCGAUAUAAAAAUCGUGUAUAUGAACAAAUUAUCGUUUUUAUUGGUGCAUUUAAGGUAUUAGUGUUUUUAACCGAAUUUUAAAAAGUCUUCAACUAAAAGGAAACACAUCUGCUGUACUUUAUUACUGGUGACACAAUUAUUUUUAAAUUUAAACUGUACAUUUUUCUGUUAAUUUAUCUCAAAAUUAUUUAAUGUGUCCAUUUGAAGAAAAUCGUAUCAUUACUUUAAAGUAUAUAUCUGAAAAAGUAUCGAUCCAAUUAAUUUGAGUUUUUAAAAUUAUUUAAAGAAGA